UCCGACUGUCACUCACUGCAAGAUCAACAUGACAGCGUAAUUCGCACGGACACCAAAAAUAAAAAUGGACAACUUCUAAAUUCACAGUUGACGAAACCAUAUCCCUUAUCAAUAAAAUGUAAAGUUGAAAUACAAACAAAAAAACAAAAGGAAGCCAAAAUGGAAAAACAUGAUAAAAAAAUACAUGGAUUCGAAGACAUCCCUCUAAGCACCAGAGUCGCCUUGGGUACAGUUGCAGGUAUGACGGCCACAACGAUACUCCAUCCCUUGGACCUCGCUAAAGUCCGAAUGCAGGUUUGCGACCACCCUGGCUCGACUUUGAACGUAAUCCGACACGUGGGCAGGUGCGAAGGCUACGGCUCAUUAUAUACUGGACUCUCCGCGGCUCUUCUGAGGCAGGCUACUUAUACUAGUACGAGAUUGGCCGUUUUCUAUUUUCUCUACGACGAAUACAGAAGAAAAUACUGCAAGGCGCCAUGUCUGAACGAGAAGAUUAUAAUGGGCAUGUACGCGGGGCUGGCGGGAGCGUUUAUCGGGAAUCCCUCGGAGGUGGCACUCGUCCGACUAAUGGCCGACGGACCACGAUACUGCUGCUAUUAUUACUGUCGACCUUACACGGGAACUUUCGACGCCAUUUGCAAGAUAAUUCGCUAUGAAAGUAUCAGCGGCUUGUGGCGAGGCGGUGUCUUGACUUCGGGUCGAUCUCUGAUCGUGACAGCAGCUCAGAUAGGAAGCUAUGCAAAGACUCGCAGGGCGUUACAAGAAAACAAAGUGGCUAAAGGUUUGGAGUUGCAUUUCUACACGUCGAUGAUAUCAAGCUUCAUCGCAGCCGUCAUCUCGUUGCCGAUAGAUCACAUUAAAACUAGAUACCAAGUUAGAAGUGAUUGUGUAACACAGAAGGAAAUUUUGGCGGACACAAGGAGGAAUAGGGGCAUAUUUGGUUUGUGGAGAGGAUUCACACCGUACUAUUUGCGGAUGGCUUUUCACACCUUCAUCACUUUCUAUCUGUUGGAGCAGUUUUUCGAGAUGUACCAGAAAUGGGAAGAGCACGAGAGAAAACUUAGAUGAGGCUUGUUUAGAUGCCGAAGAGAAUGGACUCCGUGCUGGAAUGUUUUAAUCGAAUUGCUAGUUUUUGCAUUGGCUCAAAGUGAAUGGCCUUUUUAUAAUCUGUCUCUUGAAGUUCUAGUAUUUGUCGUGCUGAUUCGAUCUAGAAUUUUUUAAGCUGAAGUUUAAAUCAAUUGUUGACGAGUUCAAAUGAAGUCCCCAAAAUGUUUAGAUCUAAAACGUGCAAGUCCAUAGUUACUUUGGUUUGUUUGCAAAUUUUACUCUUUAGAUUUAUUGGCAAUAGUUUAUGUGAAAAAAACCUAAAAAGACAAACCUAAGCUCCUUUAUACAAUACAAAUACUUUAUAAAAUA
Bombyx mori (domestic silkworm) is the source of this 1416-nucleotide messenger RNA. RefSeq names its product mitochondrial 2-oxoglutarate/malate carrier protein. Lineage: Eukaryota; Metazoa; Arthropoda; Insecta; Lepidoptera; Bombycidae. The transcript is spliced from 6 exons. The record is from RefSeq and is a predicted model, not a curated record. Gene Ontology annotation, molecular function: transmembrane transporter activity. The coding region runs from base 160 to 1068 and encodes 302 amino acids.